AUGGUUCAGCAGCCCUAUCUUUACAAUGCCGUCAGCAACAGUCGAGACUCACGAUUUCCCGAGCCCAAGUUCGACCCUAAAGCAGUAACGCGUGCGAGUUGGGAGCCGAAGCCGCGCAAGCCCAAGCCCACUGGGCCGUUGGUCACUUUCAAUCGCCAUCCUGACGCUCAGAUGGUGCUUUCGCAUAGGUCUAGCAAUUAUGUGUCCCUCAGUCCUCGGACGAAGAGCUGGAUCAAGAGCAUACGGAUCGUCCAGCUGGCUCUCAGGGUCCUGCAACUAAUUGGGGCUGCAGGCCUGCUUGCCCUCCUCCUCCUGCUAAACAACAUCGAGGCUCUCGCUGGGUGGGUCAUGCGUAUCACGCCCGGCGUCGUGAUGGUACACUGCUUCUACGCCAUUUACCACCUAUCCAGGCCAGCCGGGGACCGUAGCCCUGCGUCAUCCACCGCUUAUCAACUCUUUUCCGGUAUCUCUGACCUAGCCGCCAUGCCUCUCUAUGCAUAUGGUGCCUUGAUGGCCAUGAACAGUAGCUCAGCCUGGACGACUCGCUGGGUUGACCAGAGGCUCGUGGAAUACUUUGUUCAGGCCGUCAGCUACACAUUCGUCGGUGCCGGGGGCUUGCAUCUAAUAUCAUUCUGCAUUUCCGCUUGGCUCGGCUUCAUGUUUCGCAAAAUCACUCAGAUGCCUCCAGACAUGAACCCUUUGGAGGAUCAUCUGACCUCGCGAGCUAAGCAUAAGAGGAACAAGUCCAGUGUCGCGACCAGCGUUAGCGACGAGGGCGAGAAGCGACUUUCUACGCCCCUUGAAGAGCGACGUCGGUCCGGUGCACCGUAUCAAGACCUUUCUCGACCGCCCAGCAUUCCUUUCCAACGGACGAGAGCCGGCUCUGAUCUAACCAACCGCACACGUGAUUCUCACGCCGAUCUCCCCAGUCGGCAAUAUCAGAUCCCACUAGGAAACUCACCGAGAAACUCAGCCGUCGCUAGUGAAUACAACCGAGUGUCUAUUCCUCGUUCUUCGCCCCGUGGCUCUUACACUGAAGUCCCGCUUCACGAGACGAAUAACCCCCGGUCAUCUCUUCCCUCUGGAGUUAUUUCUUCCCCGACCCAAGCUCGCAACGCAGGCAAAUUCACCGAAACCUGGUUCGCCACGGACUCGCUUAUCUCGCGCACGCAGAAGAGAAACCGUGCCAUGGAUGUCGCUGUUGCAGCAGAGAAAAAGCUUUCGAGUGAUAAGGCGUACGAAGCUUUGGGUCAACGUUACAACGUGGAGGAUUCCGAUUCUGAAAACGAUGAAAAUGAUCUGGCGGGUAGCGAUUUCGAGAACGAUCUUGGGAACCCUCACCCCAAUCCUUUAGCAUCAAAUCCUCACCCGGCGACCGCACGAGCCAAGACAUCGUUCUUGCCUCCCCGCAACUCUGCCUUGUCUGAGGUGAAUCUCAAUUCCCGUCAGGUCAGCGGCAGCAAUGAUAUUGCAGAUGCGAGGCUUUCUGCGCUGGCGGGACAGCCGUGGCCACGCAACCGCGACAGUUCCAUCCAGCCGGAGUCUGACUUCUACUCAAAACCCUAUGGCGAGCUCAAGGCCGCAACACCCCCUGUCAUGGUUGGCAACAGCCGGCAGGUGUCCUCCGGUAAUGACUACGACAACCAGCCGUACUCCUCCACCUAUGGACGACGUAACGUGAGCGGCAAAGUCGCCGAGGAGGGUCUGGCUGGGUCCAAAAAUGGCUAUUCAAGGUACAGCGUGCUAUAG
Colletotrichum siamense is the source of this 1749-nucleotide messenger RNA. RefSeq lists its product as uncharacterized. NCBI's taxonomy places the organism in Eukaryota, Fungi, Ascomycota, Sordariomycetes, Glomerellales, Glomerellaceae. The transcript has 3 exons. The record is from RefSeq and is a predicted model, not a curated record. Bases 1 to 1749 code for a protein of 582 amino acids.